This is a messenger RNA of Poecilia reticulata (guppy), 2306 nucleotides long. RefSeq names its product actin binding Rho activating protein a (gene abraa). NCBI's taxonomy places the organism in Eukaryota, Metazoa, Chordata, Actinopteri, Cyprinodontiformes, Poeciliidae. Gene Ontology annotation, molecular function: actin binding. The record is from RefSeq and is a predicted model, not a curated record. Gene Ontology annotation, biological process: positive regulation of Rho protein signal transduction; positive regulation of transcription by RNA polymerase II. Gene Ontology annotation, cellular component: sarcomere.
CACCGCCUGCCCUGCGCAUCCUUCACACCAGCAGCUCCCCCGCCGACCCGCCGGAGGAUCCGGAAGCCUCUGGAUGUUUCUGCAGACAUCUGUGGAGUCUUUUAAAGGCUGAGCAGCCGGCAAGAUCGUCAGCAAAGUUUUGUUCAAAUUUUGAGAUCGGAAAGUUUUCCUUGAAUUUUUUCACUUUUUCAGCAGGAGAAAACCUUUUGCAAACUUUGAUUUCAAAAUUUUGACAGCAUUUCAAGCAGAUCGUGUUGUGCUAACAUCUUGUAUGAAAUUGUUUUUUUAUAUAAUCACUGGAAGAAACAGCAACAGCAAUUACAAGACUUUAUCUAAGCGAAAUAUUGAUUAAACACAAAUAUUUGGAAACCAUCGUGUCAGAAUGAGUAGAGGAGACGCCGCCGCCGUUUCACCGCAGGAACCGCAGCCAUUUAAACGGGCUCAGCGCAGAAUCAAAUGCGCUGCGAUGGUGGCGAACCUGGCUAAGAGUUGGCAAGGAUGGGCCAGCGAACAUGCAGGCCAACAGGAUUCAAUCCCAACUGGCUGGAUGCCUUCAUCUGUAGAGGAGGAAGGCAAAAAAGACCAAAGCCACGUGGUAAAACUCAGCGUUACUCCACGAGUAAUCAAAGCAGAACCCGGGGAUGGCAAAGAAAACAAAAUCCGGACCUGCUCCGUCACCAGGACUGUCCAGCUGAAACGCAGCGAGUGCAGCAGCAGCAACGUCAUAAACGAAAUCCGUGACAAAAUGGAGUCCGGUCCCGAAGAGAGCAAGCCGUUUCUGGGCAAUGAGUCGCCAACACGGCGCCGUCAGAUGAGGGCGCUGCAGAGCGCGGAAGCUGCAGGACCAGGUGGGAACAUCCAGGACAGGAAGAUGAUGCUCCAGGAGAAGAAACUGAGCUCCAGAAGCAGCAGCGUGGAGACAGAGGACAGCGGACUGGGGGAGGACGGGGGACUCAGCGACAACAGCGACUCCAAGGCCGAACAAAGUGAAGGCCUAGUUAAAGCACGAGCCAACAGGCCAAAGAUUAAGAUUGCCUCCAUGGGUGACAUCAAAAGCCGCUGGCAGCAGUGGUCCGAGCAGCACAUGGAGGGCCAGAAGCUCAACCCGUUCAGCGAGGAGUUUGACUACGACUUUGCGAUGUCUCAGCGUCUCCGCAAAGGGGAUUCUGGCUACGGUCGGCCCAAAGACGGCUCCAAAACCGCUGAGAGAGGAGACCGGGCCCACAAGCACAUCCACAGAGAGAUGGAGGAAAUGGUCUGGAUCAUCCAGGACAUGGGCUUCAAAGACAAGGAGGGUCGGACUAUCAUCAGCUUUGGAAGACUCUUCGAUCGCUACGUGAAGAUUUCAGACAAGGUGGUGGGGAUUCUUCUGCGCUGCCGCAAACACAAGAUGCUGGACUUUGAGGGGGAAAUGCUGUGGAAAGGACAGGAUGACGAUGUUAUUAUCACACUGAGAGACUGAGGACAGAAAAGCUCAUUAUUCAGCUCUUUCAUGAAACAUAAAUAAAGCAUUUAUAGAGUUCAAACAUAGUAAACAGACGGAGCACAGAGAUACAAGACUGAACAAAAUACAGACCAGUUUCUGGAAACACACACACACACACACACAUUUCCCUGUGCCUCAUUAGUUCUCAUAUAUAUGCUGAGAUGAAGGGUAGCUAUCUUUAGCAUGCUAACUAUGUGUGCCUUGCUAGCUAUGCUACAUGCUAGAGGACUUGGAAAUCCAACAAUAUGCCAGUUAUGCUGCGACUUUCCUCUGAUUGCAGCUGAAGAAGCAGAACUUCAUGAUCUGUAAAGAAAUCACAUCCAGUCCGUGUUUUACUUAUUAUUAUUACUUAUUAUUAUAUUAUUUUACUUAUUUAUUUUAUUUCAAACAGGUUUUAAAAACAAGAGAACAAGCAACCAGUGGGACAGAGAAAAAUAUUCAUAACCAAGAGCAAAAUGAUUUGUUUACCACGACUUUUCCGUUAGCACAGGAGUAAGAAGUGAACAUUUAUUUCUGAUGUUUAAACAUAUUUUGUCUGAAACAAAAGAAGAAAACUGAAUGUGCCAUCAGAAGGAAAAUACAGUAAAAGAGCUAAUAGUAGAGAUAUAUCAAAAUAAAUCCAAGAGUAUUUAGAGCUUUUUCUAGCAACAUGAUUUUAAUUAUGAAAAACACAUUAAAAAUGUUUAGUGUAUUUUGAAUAGGAUUUGAUGAACAUUUCAUAUUUUGCGAAUGUAUUUGACAAAAACAGAUUAAUGUAGGUUGUAGAGGCUAACUUAAACUAUUGUGUUAAAUUGUUUUAUAAAUAAAUAUUUAAUAUUUA